AUGGUUCUAUCGAACUAUACUUCUACCUUACUCCUGAAUGGCAAAAUCCUACAAUCUGAAAUUUCUGCUCCGUUUAUGAUUUCGGCUAUUGGCUGGAUUAUGUUACUGGCUUCUCUUCUCGGAAUGGCUGUAAACAGCAAUGUCCUGUAUAAUUUUUACCAGCACCAAAUGUCAAGUUUUGAUCUUAUGUGCAUUUCGAAAACUCUAUCAAAUAUGUGUAUUUUGUUGGGAUAUGUGUUUCAAAAUGCUCCAAUUACUAUACUCAACAACUUCGAUGGUCCGACUUUCAUCAACAUCCUUGUCAAUCAAAUGGUGAGCUAUGGAAUCUACAUUGUAGGUCCUAUAGUUCGAUUCAUGAUUUCUAUAAAUCGACUCAUGGUUAUUAUAUUCGUGAAGCAGUCUAUGACUCAAAACAACAAGAAGCUCACAAUUAUAUUCCUAGUAAUUAACUGGAUAAUUGGAAUCACACUGACAGUGGCAACUACAAUAGACCCUUGUAGUGUGAUUUACAACCCGGAAAUGUUGAACUGGUGGAGUGGUGGAUGUGAUGAUUUUCUGGGGGAUACUCUAACUUUAUUUGUAAUUUCUUGCGCGGUUCUAUCAAAUAUUUGCAAUGCAGUGAUAGUUGUAAAGCUUGUUUUAGCUAUUAACAAGACACAGCUGGAUUCAAGUACAGUCCGCCGGAGAAAACAAAAAUCUCGAAAACUAUUCAUUCAAAGUUGCAUUCAAGGUUAUUCGCGAUUGAUAGUAUUAAUAGCACAUUUGUGGAUUAUCUCCAAUCAUGCGAUUUUCAAUUUCAUUGUUGAUAUUUUCUCGAAUCUUAUGACUCCUGUCUUGGAUGGAUUUGUUAUGCUAAUUUUCAAUCAGGACACCGAGAGCAAUAAAUCUAGAAUCUUGUCUGUGAGAAAGAGGGAAACAACUUCUUAA
This is a messenger RNA of Caenorhabditis elegans, 927 nucleotides long. The record is from the annotation of a RefSeq genome assembly. NCBI's taxonomy places the organism in Eukaryota, Metazoa, Nematoda, Chromadorea, Rhabditida, Rhabditidae.